GGGUUGCCCUCCCGCCUGGCUCAGCUCUCGGGGUUCUCUCGGCUUUCCCGGCGGGCCCGAGGACCUUCGGCCCAAGAUGAGCUGCGCCGCAGCCUCGCUCCCCUGUCUGGCUUCCUUCUGAGCUCCCGGAGAGGCAGGGAAGGAAAAGGUGGAGAGGGUCCCGAAGUCCUCCCCGAGUCAGGAUCCAGAAAACGGAGAGAGUGUCUGUGCCAGACGACAACCCUCGCCCCUCCGCUGGCCCCUCAACCCCCGAAUAGGGUCUUGGGUCAUCGGUGGGGCCGGGAGCCGAGGAUCGCUGGGAGAAUGGGGAGGAGGACUCAAAAGCGGGGGACGGACACGGAGAUUCGGGGUGACUCUAGCCGGCCCCCUUCCUUUCCCACACCUCGCCGAGGACACACCUCCCGGGCUGGGGUCCCCGCCCAGCUCCCCGCCUCGCACCUCCCCUGGCGCCGUCCUCGGCCCCGCCCCCUCCCUCCGGGUCCCUCCUUCUCCCGACCUCGUCCCUCCCUCUCUCCCUGCUCCCGACACCUCCUCUCCCCGACUCCCUCCGGACGCCGCUAAGUUUCUCCGCUCGGGACCGCGCUCAGAGCCGGGGCCGGGCCGGAGCGGCGUCCCCGCUGCCUUGUCCCCGCGCGCAGAGCCCGGCCCGGCCCCGACCCCACCGAGCCAUGCUGUGCGGCCGCUGGAGGAGCUGCCGCCGCCGGCCCGAGGAGCCCUCGGUGCCGGCCCAGGUCGCGACGUCCGUCGCCCUCGCGCCCCCGGACGGCGGCAGCAGGAGGCCCGGGCUGCGGGCGCUUAAGAAGAUGGGCCUGACGGAGGACGAGGACGUGCGCGCCAUGCUGCAGGGCUCCCGGCUCUGCAAGAUCCGCUCGCGGACGUGGCACAAGGAGCGGCUGUACCGGCUGCAGGAGGACGGCCUGAGCGUGUGGUUCCAGCGGCGCAUCCCGCGCGCGCCGUCGCAGCACAUCUUCUUCGUGCAGCACAUCGAGGCGGUCCGUGAGGGCCACCAGUCUGAGGGCCUGCGUCGCUUCGGGGGCGCCUUCCCGCCGGCGCGCUGCCUCACCAUCGCCUUCAAGGGCCGCCGCAAGAACUUGGACUUGGCGGCGGCCACGGCGGAAGAGGCUCAGCGCUGGGUGCGUGGCCUGGCCAAGCUGCGCGCGCGCCUCGACGCCAUGAGCCAGCGCGAACGUCUCGACCACUGGAUCCACGCCUAUCUGCACCGUGCAGACUCCGACCAGGACAGUAAGAUGAGCUUCAAGGAGAUCAAGAGCCUGCUCAGAAUGGUGAACGUGGACAUGAAUGACAUGUAUGCCUACCGCCUCUUCAAGGAGUGCGACCACUCCAACAACGAACGGCUGGAGGGGGCUGAGAUUGAGGAGUUUCUGCGGCGGUUGCUGAAACGCCCUGAGCUGGAGGAGAUCUUCCAUCGGUACUCAGGCGAGGACCGCGUGCUGAGCGCCCCGGAGCUGCUGGAGUUCCUGGAGGACCAGAGGGAGGACGGCGCCACGCUGGCCCACGCCCAGAAGCUCAUCCACACCUAUGAGCUCAACGAGACAGCCAAGCAGCACGAGCUGAUGACACUGGAUGGCUUCAUGAUGUACCUGUUGUCACCUGAAGGGGCUGCCCUGGACCCGGCCCACACAUGCGUGUUCCAGGACAUGGGCCAGCCCCUCUCCCACUACUUCAUCUCCUCCUCACACAAUACAUACCUGACAGACUCUCAGAUCGGGGGGCUCAGCAGCACGGAGGCCUAUGUUAGGGCCUUUGCACAGGGCUGCCGCUGUGUGGAGCUGGACUGCUGGGAGGGGCCAGGAGGGGAGCCCAUCAUCUAUCACGGCCACACUCUCACCUCCAAGAUCCUCUUCCGAGAUGUGGUCCAGACUGUGCGUGACCACGCCUUCACUCUGUCCCCGUACCCUGUCAUCCUAUCCCUCGAGAACCACUGUGGACUGGAGCAGCAGGCCGUCAUGGCUCACCACCUGCGCACCAUCCUGGGAGACGCGCUGGUGACACAGGGGCUGGACAUGCAGAACCCUGAAGAGUUGCCAUCCCCAGAGCAGCUGAAGGGCCGGGUCCUGGUGAAGGGGAAGAAGCUGCCAGCUGCUCGGAGCGAGGAUGGUCGAAUUCUAUCCGACCAGGAGGAGGAAGAGGAAGAGGAAGAAGAGGAGGUGGAGGCUGCAGAACAGAGGCGGCGGGCCAAGCAGAUCUCCCCAGAGCUGUCGGCCCUGGUCGUGUACUGCUGUGCCACCCGCCUGCGGACCCUGCGCCCCAACCCGGUGCCACCCCAGCCCUGCCAGGUCAGCUCCCUCAGCGAGCGCAAGGCCAAGAAGCUCAUCCGAGAGGCAGGGAACAGCUUCGUCAGGCACAAUGCCCACCAACUGACCCGUGUCUACCCACUGGGGCUGCGGAUGAACUCAGCCAACUACAGCCCCCAGGAGAUGUGGAACUCAGGCUGUCAGCUGGUGGCCUUGAACUUCCAGACGCCAGGCUAUGAGAUGGACCUCAAUGCCGGGCGCUUCCUCAUCAACGGGCAGUGCGGCUACGUCCUGAAACCCGCCUGCCUGCGGCAGCCAGACACAACCUUUGACCCUGAGUGCCCUGGGCCCCCCAGGACCACUCUCACUAUCCAGGUGCUGACAGCGCAGCAGCUGCCCAAGCUGAACACGGAGAAGCCGAACUCCAUCGUGGACCCCCUGGUGCGUGUUGAGGUCCACGGUGUGCCCGCAGACUGUGCUCGAAAGGAGACCAACUACGUGCUCAACAACGGCUUCAACCCCCGCUGGGGGCAGACCCUGCAGUUCCAGUUGCGGGCUCCGGAGCUGGCACUGGUCCGCUUCGUGGUGGAAGAUUACGACGCCACCUCCCCUAAUGACUUUGUGGGCCAGUUUACGCUGCCUCUCGACAGCCUGAAGCAAGGGUACCGCCACAUCCACCUGCUUUCCAAGGAUGGGGCCUCACUGUCGCCAGCCACGCUCUUCGUCCACAUCCGCGUCCAGCGCUUCUGAGGGUGGGAAUGACCUAUGCUGGGCCUCCGCGGGCGCCAGGCUGCGUCCCUUGGCAGAGGCUCUCUCCCCCUGUGGAGCAGAGGGGUAGAGGGAGACCCAGCCCCUCCAGCCUGCUCACUUUGCCCACUCCACUCUGGUCUCAGCGGGGUGCUGGGGACUGCUUUGGUCCCCCAGAGAAAAGGCCGUGACCCUGGAGCCUUGAGACGGCCCCAGUUCCUCCGAUUCUUGGCCCACUCCCUCCCUCAUCGUGGCUCAUGAAGAGCCAGACCUGUUGCUGCCAGAUUUGGGGUGGACACCGGAGCCUUCAGCUCUUCUCUAACCCCCAGGGGGCCUGGUCCAGCCCUCUUCUUGCCCCCAUCCCACCCCAGGCAUUAGCCAUCCCCCGAGCUCCUCCCCUCACCAGGCUUUCCUGGGUUCCUCCCUCGAGCUCUUGAACUUGAGCUCCCUUUUCUAGGAAGCCUGGAAGCAGGUUUUAACUUGUGUCAUAGAAGGGUGCUGGAGAGGACAGUAGAACAAGACUAUUGAUUAAAAAAUAAUAAUAAUAAAGAA
Messenger RNA from Mustela erminea (ermine), 3554 nucleotides. It is a transcript of the gene PLCD3, whose product is annotated as phospholipase C delta 3. The record is from RefSeq and is a predicted model, not a curated record. Gene Ontology annotation, biological process: lipid metabolic process; intracellular signal transduction. NCBI's taxonomy places the organism in Eukaryota, Metazoa, Chordata, Mammalia, Carnivora, Mustelidae. Gene Ontology annotation, molecular function: phosphatidylinositol-4,5-bisphosphate phospholipase C activity. Bases 669 to 3005 code for a protein of 778 amino acids. The transcript has 15 exons.